This is a messenger RNA of Grammomys surdaster, 1089 nucleotides long. RefSeq names its product carbonic anhydrase 15. NCBI's taxonomy places the organism in Eukaryota, Metazoa, Chordata, Mammalia, Rodentia, Muridae. Bases 63 to 1037 code for a protein of 324 amino acids. Gene Ontology annotation, cellular component: plasma membrane. Gene Ontology annotation, molecular function: zinc ion binding; carbonate dehydratase activity. The record is from RefSeq and is a predicted model, not a curated record. The transcript has 8 exons.
AGUCUUCUAGUAGUCUGGCUGUACAUUCCUCGUCCACUUUGCAGUUCUCCAGAGUUGGCAUCAUGUGUGCCCCGGGCUUCCUGCUCUGCUUCCUCCUCAUACAACUGGCGGCACAGGUGGACUCCAGUGGUACCUGGUGCUACGACUCCCAAGACCCAAAAUGUGGCCCUACUCACUGGAAGGAGCUAGCACCUGCCUGUGGGGGCCCAACCCAGUCCCCUAUCAACAUUGAUCUUCGAUUGGUCCGGCGGGACUACACUCUUAAGCCCUUCAUCUUUCAAGGCUAUGAUUCAGCACCUCAAGAUCCUUGGGUCCUGGAGAAUGACGGCCAUACAGUGCUACUGCGAGUAAAUUCCUGUCAGCAGAACUGCCCAGCCAUCCGAGGGGCUGGGCUCCCAUCACCAGAAUACCGACUACUGCAGCUGCACUUCCACUGGGGCAGCCCAGGGCACAAAGGCUCCGAGCACAGCCUGGAUGAGAAGCAUGGCUCUAUGGAGAUGCACAUGGUCCACAUGAACACAAAGUACCAGAGCAUGGGGGAUGCACGGAGCCAACCAGAUGGGUUUGCUAUACUGGCUGUGCUGUUGGUGGAGGAGGACAAGGACAAUACCAAUUUCUCUGCCAUUGUGUCUGGGCUGAAAAAUUUAUCUUCACCUGGGGUCUCUGUGAAUCUGACGUCCACCUUUGCACUGGCCUCUCUGCUGCCAAGUGCUUUGGGGCUCUUGCGCUACUACCGAUACUCUGGGUCUCUGACCACGCCAGGCUGCGAGCCAGCGGUGCUCUGGACUGUCUUUGAAAAUACCGUACCCAUUGGGCGUGCGCAGGUAGUCCAGUUCCAGGCCGUGCCCCAGAAUGGGCCACCAGGUUUGCACCUCAGACCACUCACGGAUAAUUUCCGCCCCCAGCAGCCUCUUGGAGGGCGCAGGAUAUCAGCCUCUCCCGGAGCAUCUAUCCGAUCGUCAGUCCCUGCCCUGCCCUGUGUGCACCUGGCUCUUUGGGGUUUGGGAGUUGGCUUGAGGCUCUGGCAGGGUCCCUAGGAUCCAGUAAAGACUCCACAAUAGUGCUUCCAUAAUAAAUCACGCACAGUGA